Daphnia pulex (common water flea) is the source of this 3031-nucleotide messenger RNA. RefSeq lists its product as uncharacterized. Gene Ontology annotation, biological process: sensory perception of taste. Gene Ontology annotation, cellular component: membrane. The record is from RefSeq and is a predicted model, not a curated record. Lineage: Eukaryota; Metazoa; Arthropoda; Branchiopoda; Diplostraca; Daphniidae. The coding region runs from base 769 to 2133 and encodes 454 amino acids. The transcript is spliced from 3 exons.
GCUCGACCCAAUGCUGUACCACAGAGUUUUCCUCAAGAGCGACGCGCGUGCGAGGUCAUUGACCGGUAAGUGAAUUUCUUUGUUUUUCUCUAGUAAGGCCACCACUAGUACCACCAUGCGUUGCAUUAAAUGAUGUAAGACCAUAUCAUUUAACGCAAUCACUUAAUGGAUUGUUCUCAAUUUUGUUUUCAUUUAUAAGGCAGCUGAGUCAGACUGCCUGGGCAUUUCUAAAGCAGGAUUUUAUUGGUAUUUUGUUUUAGUGGGGCUUCCAAUAUGCGCAGUCUCCUUUCUUAUUUUAAAACAUCCGAGAGAUUUCAAAGAAAAUUGAUUUGCUGGCUUGUUUGCUAUAUGGCUGCGUCUUAUGGAGAAGCGAUUUGAGUAUAUCUUUUCUGGUACGACAGAAAAAAAAAAAAAUAGUUUGGUCAAAAAGCCAUCAGUAUUGCAACAACGUAACUAUCUCUAGGCAACGGUAAGUGGUUUUGUUAAUGAUAUAUGUUCCCAUUUCACGUUGAUAUAUGUUUUCUUCUGUAUAAGGGAUAACCUAUAACGACCUAUUGGUGCAGUGCACACACAGGAAGAAAUUAUUGCCAUUCAGUCGUUAUGGUAACCGUUUAUGGUGUUCCAUGUUUCCAUAACCUGGCGCGCAGUUUGAUGUACCUUAGCACUCGAUAAAUACGAGCCGUCAUCCAGUUCAUGGUCAGUUUCUGUCCUAGAAGCUUGUCAGCGUUUUACAUUUGGAGCUGGGCUUUUUGCAGUAUUUUUUAGACGAUGGUUCAUUCAAAACCAAAUAUUCCGGUCUAUCAAGAUGUAAUGUUUCUGUUUAGAUUCAUCUCAUUUACAGGAGCUUCAACCUUCGUCCCUUAUGGAGAAGGAAUGCAAAAUCCACGAAUAUCCACAGUUUUGGUUAGGAUUCUUCAGCAAAUCACUUGUUUAGCUAUCUUCCUGUUGCUACUAGCGAUGUCCGUCUUUGAGUUUAUCCAAUUUGUUACUGUGAUCGUGAAAAUGAAAAAUAUAGGCGAAGUUAUUCCAAACAUUAUAUGGAUAACAUCUUUCCCGCUUGCCAUGGGAGCCCAAGCUUUUUACAUCUUCCAGAGACCAAAACUUCUAAAAUUCUUUGAGAACUGGCAAGAUAUCCACACGAUGUAUUCCGAAAGCAAUGACCACGUUACUGAAAGACAAACACGACCACGCAUGUAUAUCAUCUACUUGUUAACAGUGUGUACUUCCGUAGCGAUGGUCAUGGUACUCAUCUUAGACUUUCCCAUUCUACCUUUUUUGCCGUCUACGUACGAACCAUUGGCAGCCAUCCCCUUGCACACUAACAAUUUAUAUCUCACCUGCGCUGUGUUUGGUGUGUCGCUCUUCUACGCCUGGAAUCUUUCCGCUGCUUCGGAUCUUGUGCCGUCAAUGAUCUAUUUUCAUCUCGCUCUUGCGUUGAAGAAAACUGGCGAAUUUCUUAAAGAACCACAAAAUAUCCUUGAUUCUCAAACUAUAGAGAACAACUGCAAGAAUUUAGAAGUGGAUGAAACCAACUUUAACAGUCAUCCGUCUGCCGUCAAAGGAUCUCAGGAUAGCAAUCAAGUGAUAUGGCAAAAAGGAUGGCUCUAUUACGAAGCUAUUCGUAAAUUGAUCAAUGAAAGUAACUCCCGAUUUGGAUCAAUGCUUCUUCUCAAUCAUGGAGCUAUGUUUUUUGUAGCAAGUUCUAACGUCUUUAGUAUCUUGCGAUGGUAUCGAGGAAUGUCAUGGCUUCUGCUGCUUGUCAAUGGAAUGAAUGCUAUUGCCACAAUUCUCCGCUUCAUUACUACGAUUCUGCUUUGUAGUAGGUUGUAUGCUGCUGGUGAACAUCUUCAAUCGAACAUUUGUCGGUUUCUUGCUGUAACAUGGUUCCGAUUGAAACCCGACGAGCGGCAGUUUUUCACUGCUUUUCUCGUUCGUGUUCAAGACGAUGGAAUUGUAGCUUCUCCUCUGGGGCUCUAUCCCAUACGGCCGUCAAUUCUUUUGGCUUUGCUUUCCCUUAUGGUUACUUACCUCAUUGUACUGCUUCAAUCUUCCGAAGUCUCGACGUUUUCUGAGUAUGGAAAUUUUACCGGGCUUAUUACUGGCACACGUUUCUACAAUCCAUUAAAUGUUUAAGCUAACUCUGUCAGUGUAAAAUCUACGAAGGAAACUGUUUGUUAUAUUUAGUCCCUGUUUAUAUUUAGUUAGUUUAAAACGUUGGUAAUUUUUCAUUUAGGUGUCUAUUGGAUUAUUCUUCGUAAGCAAGAAUGAUCUAAAGAUAUUUUCAGUAAAAGAUUAUGAUCUCUUUUCCCGUGAGCGGACUGAAGUCUUAGAAGGCAUUAACUAUGGUUUGUAAAGAAAAUUCCCGUAAGUGAAUGCUAUCAACUUAUUAUUGAUGUUAAUCUAAACGUUUCCCAAGGUUCACGUAAAUGUCUUGAUCGAGAUCAUUUUAAAAUUUUUGGUAUCACUAUAUUUAAUGAAAAUAUAUAUUAUUCAUUUUUAAUCAAAUUUUAUGACUUAUCCAGCAUUUUAUGACGCUUCCAACCUUCUUUACAAGUCGAAUUACUCCAGUGGAUGAUUGAUAUGCUUUGCCCGCAAGAAAUCAAUAACAGCACUCCGAUAGAUGGAACCCAUGGAUGGAAUAUAGCUGACAUUAGUUAGCAAAAAAUGACAUAAUAGUAGACUUACACGCAACAUGGCUUUUCAAAACAUUUUAUUUUAUGACGAUCAGCACAUCAAAAGAGGAAGUCUCAAAAUUUCGACCAAAAACUUAGUGGUACUUCAAAUGCGGAUAUCAACAGACAAGACGAUAGGAAAUGUAGCGCCCUGCAGUUUCACUAGGUCGAACGAUUUUCACAACCUGUUAAGUAAAUUUAUUAUAAUAUAAAUAGUCUAAAUAUUUCACUCCCCUCCUUUGUAGAUACCUGUCCUCUUUUAAGUCCAAAAUACCGCGCAACGGGGUCCCCCAUUUGAAUUCGCAUCAGUUGAUUUUCUUUAAGUUUAUAACGACCUAGAAGUUCUUGUUUUUCCUCUG